This is a messenger RNA of Eurypyga helias (sunbittern), 1379 nucleotides long. RefSeq names its product adipocyte plasma membrane associated protein (gene APMAP). Gene Ontology annotation, molecular function: strictosidine synthase activity. The transcript is spliced from 8 exons. Gene Ontology annotation, biological process: biosynthetic process. The record is from RefSeq and is a predicted model, not a curated record. The annotation marks the transcript as partial. Lineage: Eukaryota; Metazoa; Chordata; Aves; Eurypygiformes; Eurypygidae.
UACUUACAGCGGCAAGGUGUUCCGUGUUACCUUCUUGACUUUGGCUGCCUCUCUAACUGUGCCCCUGCUUGGAGUAACUGUUCUGCUGGACUGUCCUAUAGACCCUCAGCCUAUAAGUCUGAAGGAACCUCCCCUCCUGACGGGAUCGCUAGAGCCCAAUACCAAGUUACGACAGGCUGAGCGGUUGUGGGAAAAUCAGCUGGUCGGACCAGAGUCCAUCGUCAAUAUUGGGGAUGUGCUCUUUACUGGGACAGCGGAUGGGAAGAUUAUCAAAAUUGAAGAUGGGGAAAUACAAACAAUAGCAAGAAUUGGCCAUGGUCCUUGUGGAACCCGAGAAGAUGAACCAACAUGUGGAAGACCACUUGGCAUCAGAGUGGGGCCAAAUAACACCCUUUUUGUGGCGGAUGCUUAUUAUGGACUCUAUGAAGUUAAUCCUGGAACAGGUGAAACCAAAAUGCUGGUGUCAACCAAAACACUCAUUGAAGGUCAGAAGUUGUCAUUUGUGAAUGAUCUUACAGUGACCCAGGAUGGGAGGAAAAUCUACUUCACUGACUCUAGUAGUCGAUGGCAAAGACGAGACUACUUGUACUUGAUCAUGGAAGGCACAGAUGAUGGGCGCCUACUUGAAUAUGAUACAGUAACAAAAGAGGUGAAAGUCUUAAUGGUGGGGCUGAGGUUUCCCAAUGGUGUCCAGCUCUCUCCUGCAGAAGAUUUUGUCCUGGUGCAGGAGACAACCAUGGCUAGAAUCAGGAGGUAUUAUGUGUCUGGGCUGAUGAAAGGUGGAGCAGAUAUGUUUGUUGAGAAUAUGCCUGGUCUUCCAGAUAAUAUCAGGUUAAGCAGCUCUGGAGGAUAUUGGGUAGCAAUGUCAGCUGUCCGACCCAAUCCUGGAUUUUCUUUGUUGGAUUUCUUGUCUGAAAAACCAUGGAUUAAAAGGAUGAUAUUUAAGUUGCUGAGUCAGGAAACUGUGACAAAGUUUGUGCCCAAAUACAGCCUUGUUGUCGAACUUAGUGAGACAGGAUCCUACAAAAGAAGCUUUCACGAUCCCAACGGAGUGACGGUAGCUUACGUCAGCGAGGCACAUGAGCACGAUGGAUACCUUUACCUGGGCUCCUUCCGGUCUCCGUUUAUCUGCAGACUUAAUCUUCAGCAUGUUUAACUGUCCAUCCAUGAUAAAGUGCCACUGUCCUAUAGCGCUCCAGAGGUACGAAGGAAGUGUGUGCUUGGGGUGGCGUGUGACCAAGGACAGAAAGUCUGUUAACGUACAGUAGCGCUGUGCUAUUGCCAUAGGAAACUGCACAGCUUGCUGUUCCUGUCCUUUUCCUUGGUUUGAUUGCUCUUGCUUUGGAGUUGGCAUGCAUGCUCAUUAAUAUCUGAGGAGU